This is a messenger RNA of Drosophila willistoni, 980 nucleotides long. It is a transcript of the gene Ggamma1, whose product is annotated as guanine nucleotide-binding protein subunit gamma-1. Gene Ontology annotation, molecular function: G-protein beta-subunit binding. Gene Ontology annotation, cellular component: heterotrimeric G-protein complex. The coding region runs from base 79 to 291 and encodes 70 amino acids. NCBI's taxonomy places the organism in Eukaryota, Metazoa, Arthropoda, Insecta, Diptera, Drosophilidae. The transcript is spliced from 2 exons. The record is from RefSeq and is a predicted model, not a curated record. Gene Ontology annotation, biological process: G protein-coupled receptor signaling pathway.
ACUCAUCAACUCGCGUUAUUUUGGAAAUUUUUAAAGAAAUAAUUAAAUUACUUGGCUGGCCUAUCCGAGACAGCCAUCAUGGACGUAAUGUCAUCAUCCUUACAACAGCAACGGAUUGUCGUUGAUCAGCUACGCCGGGAGGCGGCCAUCGAUCGGCAAACCGUAUCGGAAUCAUGCAACAAAAUGAUGAAAUAUAUCACAGAGCAUGAGCAGGAGGAUUAUCUAUUGACUGGUUUCACCAGCCAAAAGGUUAAUCCGUUCCGUGAGAAAUCCUCAUGCACAGUGCUUUAAGGCGGUCAAGGCAAAGUUGGAGAAGGAGUUGGAGAGAUGCGCGGCCGAGGCGAGAAGAAGAAGGAUCAAUGGAUCAAGCAAGCAAUUCUCAGAUUUCGUAUUUAAGUUCUAAAGUUGAUGACACCAGUACCAGUCGAAAGCCACCUGGAACCACGUAUGCAUAUGUAUAUUCUCUAUAUCUAAAUAUAUAUAUAUUUCUAAAUGUGUAUGUGUGUAAAUUGAAGAGUAAAUACAUAAAAACAAAAAAACUUACAAUAAGCAAUACUAUUAAAAUCCAGAAAACAAAUAUAUCAACAACCAAAAAAUAAAAUAUACAUACUAAAUCUAUAUAUUCUAUGUACCAAUCCAAUGUUAACAACAAGUGUUAUUUAUACAUACAUAUGUAAAAAAUGUGUGCAAGAGAAGCUAGGCCCAGAAAUAUCAAGCAAAAACCAACAACAAAUUCUUCUCCCUCCAAAACGCCCUUCGUAUCCCUUAUAUACCUAUCUAUAUAAUUUGUUUUUAUCUUUGCUAAAUGAUAACACGAAUAUCCCAACCAAAAAAAUUUAAUAAAAAAGCGGACAUCCAUAAGAUACAUAUGUAUAUGUGUAUAUGAUAGAUAUAAUAUAUAUAUAUCUAUAUACUAGUAAUCCCAACAAAUUGACAAAAAUAUAAGAAAUAAACGUAAUCAAAUCAGAAAUACACACAAA